AUGGAUUGUCCAACUAGAUGGAAUUUAACUUACAUCAUUUUGGAGAAUGCCAUUAAAUUCAGUAGCGUCUUUGAAGGAAUGGAGAAAGAGGAUAAUGAUUACACAAACUAUUUUGUGAAGAAAGCAUUAAUUGGUCCUCCUGAUGUUUCCAAUUGGAAAUAUGCUAAAGAAUUUGUUGUCUUUUUAAAAGUGUUCUAUGACAUCACUUUGCAAUUUUCAGGAUCACUUUAUAUUACCUCAAUUGUAUGCUUCCAACACAUAGCUGAUGUGUUUGUUAUCCUACAAACAAGGGCAAAUAAUCCUAAUUUUUUGGUGUCUGAUAUGGCUAAGAGGAUGAAAUGCAAGUAUGAAAAGUAUUGGGGAUGGUUGGAGAAUCUCAAUCCUUUGUUGGUAAUAGCAAUGAUUCUUGACCCUAGGUAUAAGAUGAAGUUUUUGAAGCUUGCUUUUAAUGAGAUGUUUCCUGAUUCUACACAAUGUGAAGCCAUGACAAAUAGAGUUACAAAUGCCUUGUAUUGUUUGUAUAACUUCUAUUCAAGUAGGCAUGAAACAAACACAUCUAAAUCUCAAAACCAAAAUCAGACACAAGCAUCAAGUGAUCCUACCGAUUUAAGUCAACUUCGGAUAGCAAUGUUGGAAUCUAGGCCUCUACUGCAACUAUUUGUUGCUCAAAAUGAGAUUGAGGUUGAAACAUAUAAAUAUGCAAAAGUGGACAAGUAUUUUCAAGUUGAGUUAGUUGAUGUGCUUCGUUCUAACUUUGAUAUUUUAGCAUGGUGGAAAGUAAAUGGUUCCAAAUACAAAAUCCUUUCAUUGAAUGCACGUGAUGUUUUGGCUAUGCCUUUAUCCAUUGUGUCUUUAGAAUCUGUAUUUAGUACAGGAGGUCGUGUCAUUGAUGAAUUCAGAAGUUCCCUAUCAUUAAAGAUGGUCGAGACACUAAUUUGUGCACAAAAUUGGUUAUCUCCAUCUACAUCAAAACUAAAGGGAUUUGAUACUGAUAACUUCAAUAAUAUUGACAUUGGACAUGGGACAAAAUCUCUGUCCUAUCCCUGUUCACAAGGACGGGCCUGUCCUGGUCCCAUCCCGUCCCGUGAACACUCCUACUCCCUCCUCGUAUCUCCCACCCCUCACCUCUUGUUCUUAACUUUAUAUAUAGCUCCUACGCUUCAGGCUGUCGUGUGCCUGUACCCUUGGCUCGUGGUCGACAACCUCUACAACAUCAGGCCUCUUAGGAUCCGCUGCUUCACCGAGUGGGCUUAA
Messenger RNA from Neltuma alba, 1254 nucleotides. Its product is annotated as zinc finger BED domain-containing protein RICESLEEPER 1-like. The record is from RefSeq and is a predicted model, not a curated record. Gene Ontology annotation, molecular function: protein dimerization activity; DNA binding. The transcript has 3 exons. Lineage: Eukaryota; Viridiplantae; Streptophyta; Magnoliopsida; Fabales; Fabaceae. Bases 1 to 1254 code for a protein of 417 amino acids.